AAAUAGGACGUACACUAUUUAUGCGAUAUAUCGAUGCAUUGUAAAUUGUCAUUUUAAUUUUAUCGUCAAUCUUUCAAAUUCUUGUAAUUAUCAAUCGAUAUAAAAAUAAUAAUAAUGUCCGUUUUAGCAUUGGCCAUUGUCAACAAUCAUAAUACACCUGUUCUAAUACGAACACGAAAUGAAGAUUCUGUAGAUAUAUUAUUCAAAUUACAUUCAUCAUUGGAUGUUGUUGAAGAAAAACAAAAUACUCGUGAACCAUUCUUGGGUAUUCUAUCUCAAAGUGAUAGCUAUAAAAUCUAUGGCCUUUGUUCAGCAACCAAUAGUAAAAUUUUAUUAAUGGUCAAUAAUACAUCUAUUCGUGAUAAUGAAGCACGUGCUAUAUUGAAAACUAUUCAUAAUAUUUAUGUUGAUGUUACCACAUCGAAUCCAUUCUAUGUACAUGGACAACCAAUUCAUUCUCAACAUUUGAUACGAAAAAUUGACGAAAUUUUUGGUUAAUAAAAUAAUUUAUCAUA
Dermatophagoides farinae (American house dust mite) is the source of this 515-nucleotide messenger RNA. Its product is annotated as trafficking protein particle complex subunit 2-like protein. The record is from RefSeq and is a predicted model, not a curated record. Lineage: Eukaryota; Metazoa; Arthropoda; Arachnida; Sarcoptiformes; Pyroglyphidae. Gene Ontology annotation, biological process: endoplasmic reticulum to Golgi vesicle-mediated transport.